Molecule: messenger RNA, 531 nt
Organism: Lobosporangium transversale
Lineage: Eukaryota; Fungi; Mortierellomycota; Mortierellomycetes; Mortierellales; Mortierellaceae
Exons: 5
Coding region: 1-531 (176 amino acids)
Source: RefSeq, a predicted model, not a curated record
AUGACCAUGGAGUUGCUUGAGCGAACUAGCUGGAUCUUGAGGUGGCAUGCCUCAUGCGCGAUAUGCAGCUGGAUAGCUGCUGCCUUAGUUCAAGUGGAGGGAAGCCGGUUGUUUCAUUUCUAUUCGGAGCAGGAUCGAGUUGAAAACGUAGAGAAUAAUAAAGGUAGGCAUUUGGUGUUUUGUCUACCUUUGGGCUGUGGGUGGAAGGUGUGGAAACUGGUGAAAGUUGAUAAAUGUGCAGAGAAGUGGAGGCGAGUGAAAGAUGAACUGCUUGCAUCCCAGUUCUUGUCAUAUCAAGUACUACUAUACGCCGUAAAUGUGGCUUCGUAUGGACGCCAAUAUAGUUGCACCGCUAUUCUUGUUAACACUGACGACAAGAGCCUUGAAGUUCAGACGGUCGCAUAUCCAUUCCAAAUUUUUCUCGCUGUCCUAUCUUUUAAUCAGGUCUCGAGCUUUUCGAAUGUGGGAUACUAUGAUCUUGGCGAUUUGGUCAACGACAGCGUUGUCAGCUACUCUGAUAUCGAGAGCUAA